GUUUCUUGAAUGGUACACGGUUGCCAUGGUGACCACAUGUCAACAUGGCCUCUGUCGGAGGACUCGAGCCCAUCGUGUCCGGCGUCCUGCCUCUUCAAAUGUCUGCGAUGAACAGAAAGUUACUGCAGACUCUCGCCGAAAAAAUCUCUAAACAAGUGGAGCACUUCAACAAAAAGGAGGUGGAGUGCCUUAUCAGAGAGUAUAAUGUUCUCCUGGGGGAGCCUGCUGCCCCGAGGAGAGCAGCCCCCGGCCUGGACAGAGGGAAGUUCCGGAGCAUCCUGCACAACAUCUUUGGGAUGACCGAUGAUAUGAUCAUGGACGGAGUCUUCAGGACAUUUGACAAAGACAACGACAGCUUUGUGAGUAUGAAGGAGUGGAUUGAAGGACUAUCCGUUUUGCUCCGAGGGACCUUGGAUGAAAAAAUUAAAUACUGCUUUCAUGUGUAUGACUUGAAUGGCGACAAUUACAUCUCAAGGGAGGAAAUGUUUCACAUGCUGAAGAACAGCCUCAUCAGGCAGCCCGCGGAGGAGGACCCAGACGAAGGAAUCAAAGAUCUGGUGGAGAUCACGCUCAAAAAGAUGGACCAUGACCACGAUGGCAGGCUGUCUUUUGGCGACUUUGAAAAGGCAGUGAAUGAGCAGAACCUAUUACUCGAAGCUUUUGGAACCUGCCUCCCUGACACCACGAGUACUGAGACAUUUGAAAAGCGUGUAUUUCGGGAACAACUGAAACAAUGAAGAAAUCAUGAAUCCAUUUGCAUUUUUUUCAGCUGUACCUUCUUUAAUACAAAGUUUAUAGAUGUUUGAAUUGUGAUGAAAAAAGGUUGAAAUAAAAAAAGUUUCCACAAGAAA
This is a messenger RNA of Scophthalmus maximus (turbot), 851 nucleotides long. It is a transcript of the gene efcab1, whose product is annotated as EF-hand calcium binding domain 1. The record is from RefSeq and is a predicted model, not a curated record. Gene Ontology annotation, molecular function: calcium ion binding. Lineage: Eukaryota; Metazoa; Chordata; Actinopteri; Pleuronectiformes; Scophthalmidae. The transcript is spliced from 6 exons. Bases 45 to 737 code for a protein of 230 amino acids.